Messenger RNA from Microdochium trichocladiopsis, 1729 nucleotides. Its product is annotated as putative adipose-regulatory protein-domain-containing protein. Gene Ontology annotation, cellular component: endoplasmic reticulum membrane. The transcript has 3 exons. Lineage: Eukaryota; Fungi; Ascomycota; Sordariomycetes; Xylariales; Microdochiaceae. The record is from RefSeq and is a predicted model, not a curated record. The coding region runs from base 413 to 1546 and encodes 377 amino acids. Gene Ontology annotation, biological process: lipid droplet organization; lipid storage.
CGUCGAGCCUUUUCGUCACAUGCCACAGCCCUGGACGAGACCACACGCUGCAUUUCCCUUUUCAGCAAAGCCAUCGCACCGUCUUGUCUGGAUAUCGGCGCUACGUUCGGCCACAAAGAGCAAUUCGCACCAAGCUGUCAAUAUUCGGACAUCUAGAGUAGCUGGUGAUGCGGUUGGCAUGUGAAUAGGGCAGGUGAGACAAGGAACGUGGUCCCCCAAUCCCUGGCAUACUCCUUCGGAGUCCUUCCUCCAAGGCGGCUCCGAGGCCUGAGCUCCGACUUGAUUCCCCUGCCUUCAGCUUUCUGCUACUACGGAUAACGCUCUCCUUGCACGUCGCGUAUCGGAGGUCAGCCACAACCGUCUAAAUACUUGUCACGCUGCCCAAGCAAAGGGCUGCUACGCCUCUCAUCUAAUGGAAUACCUUUUGCGGCCACUGCGAGUUGCAACAUCGCCCCCAGCUAGAAGGACAUAUUUAGGGACAAUCCUGUUCCUGGCAACCUCAUUCAUCUUGCUGUGUAUCGCCGUGCUGGCGUACCUCGUCUUCUACUUCAACUACGUGCCACAAAAGCUCGUCUCGGUACCUAUUCAUCUUCAGUAUAAUGCUGGACUGAGCCCGUUUGGCAUUGCGGAUCUGGCAUCAACCUUGAUGCUGGAGCAAGCUUACGACGUGACCGUGGACCUGACGCUGCCGCGCUCGCCAGUCAAUCUCGAGCGUGGCAACUUCAUGGUCGCCUUAUACGCUCUACGGUCCCUGCCUGACAAUCCUGCCUCGGCUUUCAGGCUCCCCUCGGAUCCAUAUGAGCACGUCACGGCUAGCAAUGUGGUCUUUGCCUCUCGCCGCCCAGCCCUGAUCCCGUAUGAAGAUCCUCUCGUGUCCACGGCUUCACGCCUUCUGUUCUUACUCUAUCACAUCAUAUUUCCCUCGUCGGAGCAAGUCACCCUGACUGUUCCCAUGGGUGAGUUGGUUGACUUCAAGGACGUGCUACCACUCUCGAUACUGCUAGAUGUACAAGCCGGCCAGACGCUACAAGUCUACUCAGCAACAGUCACUCUAGUCGCAAGGCUAAGGGGGCUCCGCUGGCUCAUGUAUAACCACCGCGUCAUCUCGUUCGUGGUGUGCACCACAGUUUUCUGGCUGUUUGAAAUCGUGUCUACCCUCAUCGCUUGGCUUGCACUCGCGUACGUCGUCUCGAACCAGCAGCCAAAGACUCAGCGCGAGUACGGCGGCAAGGGGGUUUCUCGAGGUGGCGAGCUUGCUGGCCGGCGAGCACAACAAGAUUAUGCUGGCCAGACGGAUCAUUCCCGCGGCUCUGAUGCUCAGGUCAAGAAUGAGCUGGAGGCCAGCAGUGACGACAUUGAUGUCAAGCAGGAGGAGGCGGAGGACGAGGUGCUGGCGGGUCUGUCUCGGCACGGAGGAGAUGCUGAUGAUGAAGAGGAAGAUCUCAAGGACCUAGGUCCGGGAAGCACGGGAAGUGCACUGCAUGAUGUGAAGGGUGCCGGCUCGCUGCGCCGGAGAUCCUCCCAGAAGGGAAGGAUGUCUUCAUGAACUCUUGAGGCCCGAGCGAGCUGCCUAGGGUGUUUUAUGGGCACUAAUUGGAAGGCUGAGGACAAGUUGGGAUUUGGGAGGGAUCACACCAGGCCUGCAAAUGAAUCGAAGCUGGCUCAUAUCGCGGACACGUGUUUGCUCCAAUGUAUGCAGGUUGGUGAACAAAUAAACUGCUGGAUGACA